AUGUCGCGUCCCACCUCCAUCCCGUCGGCCGCGGCGAGGUGGUCCUUGGCGCUGGCGCCGUCCUUGGCCACGGCGCUGUCGUUGUCGUCGUCCCUGCGCAGCGCAGCGACUGCGGUCGAGUCGCAUCAGGACGACAGCCCGAGACUCGCACCCGUGGCGGUGCUGUCGGAAAUCGCAUUGGCCAACUCGCGCCGCCUCUGCGCCGCGCCACACUCGUUGCCCUCUCUCUACCGUCGUCCCUCCGGCUUACGGGCGCGCUGUAACAGUGGCAACGGGUGCAGGUCCAUCUUGUCAGCAGCACCAUCGCCAGCACCUGCACGGCGAAACCGCCACGUCUGCCCCGAAUGUGGCAAGCGCUUCCUGUGUGAGCCAAACCUUGUCCGCCAUCGCACCACUCGUCACGGUGUCCAAGUCGUGUCUGCGAGCGAGGUGGCUCGAGCGCAGAUCGCCGCGCGCAACGCGCGGCUGCAGCAAGAGCUUGCCCACGUGCAGGCACGCGUGAGGCAGCUGCGCGAGGGCGGCGGCACCGCUGCCACGGCGGAGCCCGCCAUCGAUGCGGCCAGCGCGUACCCCAGCGCGGUGCUGACCGGGCGCUUGAUGGAGGUGGACGAGGGGGUGGAGCGGGCGUGGCGGGACAGUGGACGGGGGCUCGGCACCGGCGUAUCGUUUGCGAGCUGCAUCGGCACCGUGCGCGGUCCAGUGGAGGUGGGGACCCUGCGCGGGGCCACCCCUGCCUCCACAUCGGAGACUCCUGCGGCGGGGCCGCGCGUCCUGCAAUUUGUGUUGGAGGUGCACGGGUACCGGGAGCGCCGCCCUGGUCAGCUGAAGAUGUACCGGUCGCACCUCCUGGUCCGCUACGUUGCCUGGCAGCCGUACCACCGCUACGGCGAUGACAAUGGCGUGGCCAGCGCGCCAGCACCCUCUCCUCCCGCCACCGCGCCGCUCCUCUUCAAGGUGCAGGAGGGCGAUCUCCUGCGCGUCCAGGGGCACUACGCGCUGCACAGCACCUACGACAUGAUAUCGACGCAGUCCGUGGAGAACGUCGUCUUGGAGGCGGACGCGGUCGGCAUGCUGCGACCGGCACCCCCGAAGGAGGCGUCAACGGCGCAGAGGGAGAGAGACGGCAGUCCGACGCGGCAGCUGUUCUCAUCGACGCCACCGCCCUCGCGGCAGGCGACUACCCCGACGGAUAGGGACACCGUGAACAGCACCCAUGAUCGCUGCCCUGACCAAGACUCGGCGAUGUCUGCAGCACCCUCUGCCGCCGCCGCGGCUGUGGCCUCUGCAGACGUGUUGCUGCGGAAACACCGGAAGUCGAUACGGUCGACGCGAAAGCGCGGUAGUCACGCACGCCCGUGCCGGAGAGGGGAAGGCGGUGGUGGCGGCAAUGAUAUGUGCUCCGCCGCCGCAUCGUAA
This is a messenger RNA of Leishmania mexicana MHOM/GT/2001/U1103, 1416 nucleotides long. RefSeq lists its product as uncharacterized. NCBI's taxonomy places the organism in Eukaryota, Euglenozoa, Kinetoplastea, Trypanosomatida, Trypanosomatidae. Bases 1 to 1416 code for a protein of 471 amino acids. The transcript has a single exon. The record is from RefSeq and is a predicted model, not a curated record.